CAAUCAUAUCAUUCUACUUCUGAAAUUUUGUAAGUUUACCGAAAAAUCAAAAUGAAAAUCAUCAUUGCUUUCUUGGGCCUGAUCUCAGGCAUCAGUGCCGUUCCUUUCCUCGAGAAAAUUGUUCCAAGCUACUACUUACAAGACGAGCGAUUGGUGAGUGGUUCUAUUGAGAGUGCUAUUCAAGACGCCAGCCAGUCCAUCAAAGAUGCUGGACUCGACCCGUUCCACAUCAAGAGAGAAAGUUCCAGUUUCGCCCUACCUGUGCCAGUUAUCUUCAACUACGAGGCGUUUAUUGAGGAGAUAUUGAGCACCGGUCUCAGUGACAUCAAGAUCCACAGAGUCAACUACAACAUUAUCACUUCCCGCCUUAACUUCGAUAUUGAGUUGCCUCUCAUACACUUUUCCGCAGGUGCUGCUGCAGCCGAAGGAGUACUCUUCAGCAAUAACCUCGAUUUCAGCGCUUCUGGCAAAGUGGAGAUCGUGAGCAUCCGUGUGACAGGCCAGGUCCGUGUCAGCAUCGGCAUCAUCUCUGGCAUCUCAAUCCGCAGCAUCACCAUCAAUUUGACUCUCAGAGACAUUGUCUCUGAUGUGAACCUGGUCAUCCUGGGCAGAGACCUUUCCGACGAGUUCAACAAUUUCGUCGGCUCAACUAUUCCUAACACUAUCAAGGCUCACAACAAAGAAAUCAACGAGCUCUUGGAGAUAGUUCUACUGGAAGUCAUCAAUGCUAAUUUGUAAUUUUAUUUUACGUUUUUAUAUUACGGACUGAUAUACUCAUAGUCUUAAUAGGAUAUGGUUUAUAAAAUAAAUGUUUUUGUUUUGCAAUAA
Messenger RNA from Helicoverpa zea (corn earworm), 828 nucleotides. RefSeq lists its product as uncharacterized. The record is from RefSeq and is a predicted model, not a curated record. The transcript is spliced from 8 exons. The coding region runs from base 52 to 738 and encodes 228 amino acids. NCBI's taxonomy places the organism in Eukaryota, Metazoa, Arthropoda, Insecta, Lepidoptera, Noctuidae.